Messenger RNA from Caenorhabditis elegans, 1809 nucleotides. It is a transcript of the gene cwf-19L1, whose product is annotated as CWF19-like protein 1 homolog. The coding region runs from base 1 to 1602 and encodes 533 amino acids. Gene Ontology annotation, cellular component: nucleus. The record is from RefSeq and is marked reviewed. The transcript has 8 exons. Lineage: Eukaryota; Metazoa; Nematoda; Chromadorea; Rhabditida; Rhabditidae.
AUGGCCACACAACAAGCGAAAAUAUUGUGUUGUGGUGAUGUGAAUGGAAAUUUUGUAGAACUCAUCAAGAAAAUAUCAACAACCGAAAAAAAGAAUGGCCCAUUCGAUUCACUAUUUUGUGUUGGCGAGUUUUUCGGCGACGAUGACGAUUCAAAUGAGAAAGUUAUCAAUGGAAAUAUCGAAUUUCCAAUUCCAACCUACAUUUUGGGUCCUGCAAAUCCACGCUACAGCUAUCUCUAUCCCGAAGAGUCGAUUGAAUUCUCUUCAAAUCUAACAUAUCUUGGGAAGAAAGGACUUUUAAAUACUGCAUCUGGAUUACAAAUUGCAUAUUUGAGUGGAGUUGAAGGAUCCUCCAAAGAUCUCAGUUGUUUCGAUAAAGCCGACGUCGAAGAACUAUUAAUCCCGUUAGGAACUCAAGUUGGAUUCUCUGGGACCGACAUUCUACUCACAUCCGUUUGGCCAGCAGACAUAGCACGUCAUUCACACAAUCAACCAUCUAAACCACAACCAGGAUCUGUUUUAUUAUCAAAAUUGGCUGCUCACUUGAAACCGCGAUACCAUUUUGCGGGUCUUGGAGUUCAUUACGAAAGGCAGCCAUAUCGAAAUCAUCGUGUGCUUUUAGAACCAGCAAGGCAUACAACACGUUUUAUAGGACUGGCUGCGAUCGGGAAUCCAGAGAAGCAAAAAUGGCUUUAUGCUUGUAAUGUGAAACCAAUGCGAAAAAUGGAGAAAGAAGAGCUCACGGCGCAGCCACCGAAUGCAUCGGAAUUCCCAUAUCGAGAAUUGCUGGAAGAGAUUGCUGCAAAAGAAACCCUCAGUAGAAUGAACGGAAACGGACAACGACCCGAAGGUUCGCAAUAUCGAUUUGAAAUGGGAGGUGCUGAGGAUGGAGCUGGAAAUGGAAGAAAGAGACAUAAUGAUGGAGGAAACGAUGGACCACGAAACAAGCAACCAGUUGGACCAUGUUGGUUCUGUUUAUCGAAUGUAGACGCCGAAAAGCAUUUGGUGGUCGCCAUUGGAAAUAAAUGCUACGCAGCCAUGCCGAAAGGACCACUCACUGAAGAUCACGUUAUGGUUCUAUCUGUUGGACAUAUUCAAUCACAAGUUUCUGCUCCAGUUGAAGUUCGUGAUGAGAUUGAAAAGUUCAAGAGUGCGUUCACAUUGAUGGCGAAUAAGCAAGGAAAAGCAUUGGUCACGUUUGAACGUAAUUUCCGCACACAACAUUUGCAAGUUCAAAUGGUUAUGAUCGAUAAAUCAUCUUCGAAAGCAUUGAAAUCAUCGUUUACAACUGCUGCUGCUUGUGCUGGUUUCGAGUUGGUCACAAUGGGUCCUGAUGAAAGUCUUCUCGACAUGGUCAAUGAAGGAUGUCCAUACUUUGUCGCAGAGCUUCCUGAUGGAUCAAAGCUUUUCACUAGAAGUAUGAAAGGAUUCCCAUUGCAUUUCGGACGUGAAGUUCUUGCUUCUACACCUAUUCUGGAUUGUGAAGACAAAGUUGAUUGGAAAGCUUGUGUACUCGCGAAAGAGAAGGAAGUCGAACUGGUCAAUAAACUGAAAUCUGAUUUCAAACCUUUUGACUUCACUGCUGAAGAUGACUCCGACUAAUCAAGGAUUUUAAUUUUUACGAUCUGUUAUUUAUUUUAUUGCUUUUCUAAAUAUUUAUUAACUUAAUUCCUCUCUUUUUGCUUGUUUUCUUGUGAAAAACUUUAAGAUCAGUUUAUGAAGAAGAAGAAUUUUAAUGCACACGAAAAUGUUAUUUGAAAAAAAAAUUACUCUCAAUUUGAAGGAAAUUGGAUAAAUAUGUGAAAAGAC